Messenger RNA from Pseudomyrmex gracilis, 4425 nucleotides. RefSeq lists its product as uncharacterized. The record is from RefSeq and is a predicted model, not a curated record. Gene Ontology annotation, biological process: DNA integration; DNA recombination. Lineage: Eukaryota; Metazoa; Arthropoda; Insecta; Hymenoptera; Formicidae. The transcript is spliced from 4 exons. Bases 472 to 1977 code for a protein of 501 amino acids. Gene Ontology annotation, molecular function: DNA strand exchange activity; DNA binding.
UUAUGUCAGUACAUAAUUUUAAUUCAAGUGUGCUAGAGAAUUUAAUUUUCUUAUAUUGGCAGCACUGCUGGCGUCAAUUUCUACGGUGCACAUUGCUUUCCCGCGUAUUUACACAAAACCUUAAAUAUUUGUUCAUCUGUGAUAUGUGUGUUAUGUGUGAUCUACGUAUAAUAUAUUAUGGUUAAAUAAUAAUGGUUAAUAUUUUGGUAAUAUAAUUGGUUAAUGUAUAAUUUUGUAUUUAUAUUCAGGUGUAUCUGAUGAGUUGUUCGAAAUAGAAAGAGAUCACACGUUUGAUGAAAUAAAAGAAAAUAUUUUGGUAAUAUAUAGUGGCAGCAAGUUUGGCGCCAACACACAGCCUGUGAUAUUAUACACGUGGCGUUACCGCGUUUAUACAAAUACAAUAAUUUCGAAUAUUGUUAUAGUAAUACCGUCUUAGGUCUACUUAGUAAUAAGUACAUAUUUCAAAUUAAAAUGUCCAAUGAAAGGGAAAUAACUGAUUAUACUUCUACAAAUCCACAUCAAAUGACUAUCAAUAUGCAAUACGGUAUAAAUAUAGCAAGAACUCUUAGAAGAAUUCGUAAAAUAAUUGCUGAUGCUGUAAGAUCUUACGAGUAUUCAAAGACCAUAGCACAUGGUCCUUUGUAUAUGGCCAAGUCAAAUUUGAGGAGAAUUUUUACCGAAAUAUCACAAAAUACUUAUAACAAACUUUUGGAAGCAAUAGAUGCUUUACUUUUAAUUAAAAGUGAAGAACAUCAACAAAGAAGGAACUAUGUUGCAUGCAGAAAUUCAAUAGGAAGAGGUCGUCCUGCUAUUCAAAUACAUGAAAACCAAUUGCAAUUAUUAUACAACGAAGGGUUUACCGCUAGCAGUAUGGCAAGAAAUUUGGGUUGUUCGAGAAGUACUAUUUACAAAAAAUUGUAUGAAUUAAAUAUGCCUAUGCGUGCAAGAUAUUCUCAAAUACCUGACAAUGAAUUGAGAACAAAAAUUAUACAAAUUCAUCAAGAACAUCCCAAUGCUGGAUAUAUGAUGAUGCAAUCAUAUUUAAAAGUAAAAGGUAUUCGUAUACCACGAUAUAGAGUGAGAGAAAUUUUAAGCACAAUAGAUCCAGUUGGAACUGCAAGUAGAUGGAGUCAGUCGAUAAAAAGAAGGACUUAUCUGGUUGCAACUCCAAACUCUUUAUGGCACAUGGAUGCACAUUUAAAAUUGUCGAGAUGGGGUUUCGUAAUACAUGGUUGCAUUGAUGGAUAUUCUAGAAUGAUAAUAUAUUUAAUAUGUGAGACAUCUAUUCAAGCAGAACCUGUUGUCAAGUUCUUUAUCGAUGCAAUAAGCAAUUAUGGUCUACCUUCACGAGUACGAUCAGAUCAUGGAUAUGAAAACCUUCUUGUGGCUGUUUUAAUGAAUACAAUCCGUGGCGUACACAGAGGAAGUCAUAUAACUGGCAAGUCUGUUCAUAAUCAAAGAAUAGAAAGAUUAUGGGUAGAUGUCUUUAAAGAAGUUUGCGAUUCUAUUUAUACUGACUUAUAUUCUUUAGAAAAUCAAGGUUUAUUAGAUAUUGAAAAUAUUAAACACAGAUUUUGCGUGCAAUUUGUUUACAAACCUGUUAUUAAUAAAAAGUUAUUGUCAUUUUCAUCUGCGUGGAAUAUUCAUAGCUUAAGAACAGAAAAUAAUAAAACCCCACGGCAAUUAUGGCUGGAAGGAAUAUUAGCAAAUUACAAUACAGCUUCCACAGCAGUGCGUGAUAUUUUUGAUAUCAAUGUGACUUUAUAUGACCGACUUACUGAAUCUUUACAAGCGUUAGGAGUUGAUCUUUCAGUUCCUAUUAUAGAUAGCAAUAACACAAAUCUUCCUUCUUCGUCUUUUACCGCACUAUUAGAUUUAAAUAAUGAACAGAAAUCAUAUUUGGAAAAUAUUGUUAAUACUGCAGAAAGAUCUAAUAUAGAAAAAUAUUUACUAUGUACAAAUUUUUUAACUUCUUAAUAUAUAUUGUAUAAAAAAACUGUAAAAAUAUUAAUCGGCUUGACCUUUGAAGUAGUGUCGCGUCUUUUACGAAUUUGUUCACAAAAUGUGUCCAAAACAAUAAAUAUUUAAAUAAAUUUUUUCAGAUGAGUAACAACUAAUAAAGAAUAAGACCUUAUACAGCUACGUCGGAUGUACGCAAAAUAUAUAUAUAUAUAUGUAUAUGUAUAUAUAUUUUAUAUAUAUACAGAGUGUCCGGUAAUAGCAGUACAAUCUUUUGUAGACAAGUAAAGGAGGUCAAAGUCUUUCUGCAAUAAUUGACAAAGAUGAUAAUUAACAAAGAUUCGUGAAUGAGCGUGCAUUUACGUGCAAACAUGACAGCUCAGUGUUUCGCGCGCUCACGUUAUUACUCCCAUGACAACGGAAUGGGAAAAGCUCUCUCUCUCUCUCUAAUACAACAACAUAUAAUAUAAUACAUAAUAAUCUAGCUCUUCCCAUUAUAAUUAGCUCUUCUCAUUUUGUUGUCAUGGGAGUGACAGUUGUGAGCGUGUGAAACGCUGGACUGUCUUACGCACGUGAAUGCACGCUUAUUUGCGAAUCAUUAUUAAUUAACAUCUCUUUAAUUAUUGCAAAGUUUGCAAAAUAAUAAAGAACGUUUCGACUCAGUAUGAUUUCCUUUAUCUAUCUACGAAAAAUUGUACGGCAAUUACCGGACAUCUUAUAUAAUUCGCACAUACAUUCGGCGUUAAGCUCUAUAAGGUCUAUUCUGUAUUAUUAUUUAUUAGUUGUUUGUCCGAAACAAAUUCACAAAAAGCACGAUACUAAUCUAGCAUUCGGUAUAGUGUAUCACCUGAAAAUCAUGCUGAUUUCUGGAAUAAUUGUGAUUUCGAUGUUCUUUUAAAUAUGCAAACACCUACUGCGACAAAAGUCAUAAAUUGUUUAGUGACUGACCUUUACUUAACAAAUGAAGAAACUGAUGUAUUGCAUUAUUUUACUAUGUACAUUCAAUGUCUUGACAAAGAUAAGCUGGCAAAUUUAGUAUUUUUAAUUACUGGAUUUUUUCUUAUGCCUACCAAUAUUAUUGUACAAUUUAAUGACACAGUAGGUUUAAGCCAAAGAUCAAUAUUUAUUACAUUUACCGAUACUAUAAUCUUACCGAAAACGUAUGCACAUUAUAUGACUUGAAUAUGUGUUUAAAUAUGGAAGAAGUCAAGAAAUAUACGAGCUAUUAAUCAAUUAAUACCAAAAUAUCAUUUACUUUUUACUUAUAUAUAUAGAUUUAAAUCGGAAUACUAUAUCCUGUUAAGAAUGAAUAGAUUAAUACUUAUUUAUUUGGUUAGUGGUCUUGACACAGUUCUAGUGACAGUUUUCAAUUACAGUUUUACAUGAUUAAUAAACAUAACAUAUUAAGAUAUGUACGUAAUACUCUCUCUCUCUCUCUCUCUCUCUCUUUUAAUUUAAAACGAUACAAUUAAAGUGUGAUGAAACUUUUUGGUUCUUUAUUGCAAUUUCUUGUGCAGUUUAUUUUCUUCUUUGAGUAAUUAUAUAAUAAUGAUAUGCAAUAUUCUACGACAGCUGAUAGAGCGUUAAUUUUACAUUUAAACUUUCAAGAAAUUACAUUUUAAUUUUUACCUAAUGUUGUAUAAAAGCGUUUAAAUAAAAGAGUUAUAGUAUUUAUAAUGUCUUGGUCUGCGUAAAAAUUGCACAUGUAUUUUAUGUAAAAUGAAGAUUAUACUUAAUAUUCAAUUAUUUGAUAAUUUACUUACAAGCUAUAUCACUGAUGUUAAAUAUAGACGUCAUUUUCAACAACUAUUAUACAUAUUAUCCCCGCCGGAUUUAAUUAUACACAAUCGAGUUAUACACAAAAAUAUUCUUACCACUAUGUAUUAAGCAAUAGACCAACUAUCACAAUGAAUUUCAAAAGUACAUGCUUAGGUGCGAGCGCACAAAGGAACGCUUAUUUUGUGCGCUCUUUCACAUAAAAAAAAGAGAAAAAAUAUUAACAGUAGAAUGUUGUCCUGUUUAGAAGUUAUACACUUAUGUGUCAAAUAAAUCAAGAAGAACGAGAUUUUUCAUCCUUGGUGAAAGCUACUGGAAGAAUAUUCAGGAGAAAUAACAUUAUAUCUAAUUAAAACCUUAAAUAUUUGUUUAAUAAUAUGAUGUGUAUGAUCUAUCUACGUACAAUCUAUUUUCUAAGCAAAAGUGUUUGAUGACACGGAAAUAGCUAAUCGUCUGUUAAAAAUAGUAGCUACUGCGUCAAACAAAUCAACACAAGAAGAACGAGACUUUUUAUUUUUAAUGACAGCUACUCGAGGAAAGUUUAGAAAAACUGAUAUAUCUAGUCCAAAUAGAAGAGGUAAGAGAAAGAAGACAUUUAACAAGAAAGUAGUUUUAAUGAAAUUAGCACACGCCGAUUUUUUCCCAUCCAAUGUCGAAUUACAAUUUUUGAAACAGAGAGGACUAGGUUUA